Molecule: messenger RNA, 3375 nt
Organism: Coregonus clupeaformis (lake whitefish)
Lineage: Eukaryota; Metazoa; Chordata; Actinopteri; Salmoniformes; Salmonidae
Gene: sytl4
Product: synaptotagmin-like 4
Exons: 17
Coding region: 562-2697 (711 amino acids)
Biological process (GO): exocytosis; intracellular protein transport
Cellular component (GO): plasma membrane; exocytic vesicle
Molecular function (GO): neurexin family protein binding; small GTPase binding
Source: RefSeq, a predicted model, not a curated record
CUCUGGGGACACAUUUGUAAAAUGUCUUUAUAAAUAUUGUAACCAUAGGAUGACAUAUUUGCUAAAAUAAGGUCUACUAUGCCUACUAUAUAAUCACACACACGUUAAACUAUAAUUAUUGGUGCAUUUUUGCCGCUCAUUUCCAUAAUCUAAUAGUACUCGACAUAAUGUAUUAUUUACAAAAUAAUUUGAAAAUGGUUUCAUUAUUUGCUUGUGGAAACUAUUGGUAAUAAUGAAUCGACACUGCUUCUGCCGUUCUCAGAGAUUCAGGGAAAUAGAGCAGAGGAAAUGCACCUGUUGCGGAAAUUUUUUUUAACUCUUUGCGGCACCACCGCUGUCACAACCGUUCCAUAUCUUCCGGGAUUUGAGGUUUCUAACCACCAACGCUGAAAGUCAACAGUUUCAGAGUGCAGGAAGGAGAGACGGGGAGAUAGACUGGGAAGGAGUCACGACGACACAUUGCAGCAAAGGGUAGAGAGCCCUGGUCUGCUCUUUGGCUAGCAGGAGCCUGUCUGGCCUAGGGUGACUAUCCCUGAGGGGUUAGCCUGGGACGGAGGUGCCAUGCCACAGGCUGCAGACAUGAUUAACAUGGCCUUCCUGACCGACUCGGAGCGGGAGCUGAUCCUGGAGGUGUUGCGGAGGGACGAGGAGCUGAGGCAGGCCGAGGAGCAGCGUGUCCGCAAGCUGAAGACUGAGCUGCUGGACAUAAAGAGGAAGGGGGCCAAGCGCAGCAGUGGGAGGUACAGUGAGCGCAGCUGCGGCCGCUGCCAGGAACCACUGGGUCGACUGUCUGCCAGCUCCAGCCAGUGUAGGGCAUGUAAACACCAAGUGUGCCGCAACUGCCGCGCAGUGCGCCCCAAUGGAUCCUGGGUGUGCAGUGUGUGUGCCAAAGAGGCUGAUCUAAAGAAGUACACUGGAGACUGGUUUUAUGACCAGCGAGUGAACCGCUUCUCCACCACCCCUGGACACGACAUAGUGAGAACUUCCCUCAAAAAGAGGCCCCCAUUGAGGAAGAGGGAGACCAUUGGAGAGCACCUUUUGAAGAAUACAGAGUUGAAACCCGGCCAGCCGACCAUCCCUGUUCCCCGACCCAGACUGAUGGACCUAGCGGCCUCCAACAAGGAUCUGCCAGACAAAGUUUUAGAAGAACCAGUGGCAGUUGAGAUGAAGAAGAAGCAACAGCGUCAGCGCAGUGACACUGAGUCUGCAGAGAAAGCCAGCCUAAACACUGUCAGGACAGAGACGGAGUCCUGUCUUGGGACUCCUUUCUUACCAAUGAAGAAGAGCACAGGUCGGUCCAGUCCAGCAGGUUCCAGUGUGUCCAGUAUUUCAGUCAAAGUAGAAAGCGGCAGGAUCCACAGCUCCAACUUAGACACGACCUCCGUAGUGAAUCGUCGUAGUGUAAGUCCCUGCACAGGGUCUGUCUCUUUGGAAGACGACGGGCUGUUCAAGAAGAGCGUCAGACAAGUUCAGAAACCCUCCGAAUUCACAUCUGUGCUGGACCUGCGUAAGGAAGCAUCGGAGGGCUCUAUGGGUGACAGAAGCAAGUCUGUGCCUGGCCUCAAUGUGCCGGAUGACGAGGAGGAUGAUGAGGAUAUUGAUAACUUGGUGAGCAUCCAUAGAAAGACGGUGGGCUCAAGUACCUCAAAUCUUCGCGGCUCCAAGAGUACACUUGGCAGUCUGAUGAGUAUUUACAGUGAGGCAGGAGAUUAUGACAGCGUGGAGGUGAGCGGGGACAUCGUGUUCUCUCUCAGCUACGAUGACACCACCCAUAGCCUGGCCGUCCUCGUCAAGGAGUGUCACUCGCUGGCCCACGGGGAUGCCACACGCCAGCGUUCCAACCCGUAUGUCAAAUGCUACCUUCUCCCUGACAAGUCUCGCACGGGCAAAAAGAAAACCAGCAUUAAACGUAACACAGUGGACCCUACCUACAAUGAGACCCUAAAGUUCUCCAUCAGUCGCUCCCAGGUGCUCACUCAUUCCCUCCAGCUCUCCGUCUGGCACCAUGACCGCUUGGGCCGUAAUGCCUUCCUGGGAGAGGUAGAGGUGCCUCUGGACUGCAGGGACCUCGACGGCCGACACGAGGAGUGUAUGGCACUCAUGGCAAAAGCAUCAGAAUUGCAGUCCUCUGCCUUCUCUCAGUACAAAGGAGAACUGGUGAUUUCCCUGAAAUACGUCUCGACUAAGAAACCACCCACUGAGAAGACUAAAGGCAAGACUCUCUCUCUAGGCAACAAGUCAAAGACUGAGGAGGGAGGGGAGUUGCACGUCUUGAUCAAAGAGGCCAAGAACCUGACGGCAAUGAAAGCAGGGGACACGUCGGAUUCCUUUGUGAAAGGAUACUUGUUGCCAUCGAAGGCCAAGUCCACUAAGAGGAAGACUCCGGUGGUGAAGAAGACUCUGAACCCUCACUACGACCACACAUUUGUGUACAAAGACCUGACCCUGGACCAGCUGAGUAAGAUGUGUGUGGAGCUGACCGUGUGGGACCGGGAGGCCAUGUCCAGUAAUGACUUCCUGGGUGGGGUUCGACUCAGCACAGGCACAGUCACACUGAAGGUUGGCAAGGAGGAAGUGGAGGCGGACUCAACAGGGGAGGAGGCGUCUCUGUGGCAGAAGAUGAUGCAAUACCCUGACUCGUGGGCAGAGGGCACUCUUCCAUUACGCUCCUCUAUGGGCAAGAACAAGAGCAAGUGAGGACUCCACCUCAUAACCUGAGAGAAGAGAUAUGGACAAAGGGCGAUCCCUCAACUUUUUAUCACUAUUACUAUCUGUAACCAAAAGACUGCUGUCACAGCUGUGUCUAACUGCAAGCACCAAAAAAAGUGCUUUUGAAAGCAUAUUGAGGAAAUUCAUCUGAGGUUUUCAGGUUUUUGCUAGCAGAGAGGUAUCAUUUCAUAUUUUUGAAUGCAAGGUUGUGUGUUUAAUCAUGCAAAUGCUUUUAAAAAUAAACAGCACUAACCAAAUACUUUUGAUAUAAUUCAACAACUCAAUGUUUAAUUUACAUUUAUCAGUUUCAGGCUGAAUCUCUGUUGCACUCGAAGGCACUGAAAAAUUGUGUCCAGUUUUGGUCCAUAUCACAUCUUGUGUGGUGAUUCAUGGCAAUCAAAUGAAAACUACUGUACCUGUGAUAGGGAUAUCAAGCGUGUGGUUCAUUGAAAUACGUAUGUAAAUAUGAUCAGUUGCACUAAAAGUGACCAAUUUUAUUUCUCAACUUUUAUCCUCUUAUUUAUAGUCUGGAAAGUAAAUGUCAAAAUCUUUCAUACUGUAACUUGAGUCAAGUUUGCUUUUACUAUGGCUCACAGGAGGUUGGUGGCAUUAAUUGGGGAGGACGGGCUCGUGCUAAUGACUGGAGCGGAAUUGGUGGAAUGGUAU